Truncatella angustata is the source of this 1368-nucleotide messenger RNA. RefSeq lists its product as uncharacterized. Gene Ontology annotation, molecular function: G protein-coupled receptor activity. Lineage: Eukaryota; Fungi; Ascomycota; Sordariomycetes; Amphisphaeriales; Sporocadaceae. The coding region runs from base 1 to 1368 and encodes 455 amino acids. Gene Ontology annotation, cellular component: plasma membrane. The record is from RefSeq and is a predicted model, not a curated record. The transcript has 5 exons. Gene Ontology annotation, biological process: cell surface receptor signaling pathway; adenylate cyclase-activating G protein-coupled receptor signaling pathway.
AUGGCAUCAAAUGAUACCACCGGCGAUGUUUCUAUGAACGAAACAGCUCAUACCGGUCUCUCACGAAAGGAGAUAGACUUGAUCGUCGCGUUCGAACGCGCUGGCGCUGGUCUCUCUGUUUUCGGUAUCCUUUGGAUCUUCAUUGCAUUCGCAGUCUUCAAACGACUUCGCACCGUGCCGAACACGUUCAUUGUCUUCGCUUCAUUCGCCAACCUGUGUGCAAGUAUAGCCUGCUUGAUCGGGUAUGAUGGCGUCAGGGCCGGUAGUCGGAGCCACCUGUGUCAGGCACAAGCCUUCAUGUUCGAACUAUUUAUGCAAUCAGAUCCAUGGUGGUCUUUUGCCAUGGCGGUCAAUGUGUACAUGGUAUUCUUCUUCGCCGUCAAUCCUCAGAGCUUUCUUCGUUAUUGGUGGGCGUACUUCAUCGUCUGCUACGGCAUCCCAGCCAUUCCCUCCGUUUGCCUGCUCCUUAUCAAAGAGACAGGUAUAGGACCAGUCUACGGCAACGCUACCAUCUGGUGCUGGAUCGAUACAGAAUGGAGUGGUCUACGUAUCUGGACAUACUACCUUCCGAUAUGGCGGAAUCAGCUGCGCAAUCUGUCGCUUAGUGAUCCGCACAACAGAGAUCGAGCUGGGACCCGCGACUCGGCAGAGAAGCGACUUAAUAUACAUGCGGCUGCUAUGGGCAGUAUUGCACCCGAAGUUUUGCAAACGACAACGAUUCAUGUUGCCUGUCCCAGCCUGAAUCAGAACCUAACAAUGAAAUCCCCUGGGGCCAAGGUCCGUUGGUUUGCGGACCCUCCCGGAGAACCAUCAACGGGCUCAGGCCAGGAGCACAAUCUACCAUCGGCAACAUGCCAUAUUAUCACCCACAUCACUGCUGAACCAGCUCAAGAAGAGUCACUGAAACUACGCCUCAAAGAGACUUACCAGCGAUUGUGCGGCAAGUUCAAUAGCAUGGAUCCAGUCAAGCUGGCAUAUCUAAGGACCUCAUUCAUCUUUGCAGUGUCGGUACUUGUUACCUGGACACCCAGUUCGAUUAACAGAGUUCACGAUCUCGUCACUCGAAGUUCCGCUAGUUUCGGACUUAACUUGGCAAGCAGCAUUGUACUACCUCUUCAGGGACUGUGGAACUCGGUCAUCUUCUUCACGACAAGUUGGAAGACCUUAAAAGAGGAACUACAAGUCGCCGGUAAUCGUCUCAAGGGACUUCCACGAGGUCACAUCGCUGCAGCUGCUGUCCGUCAUGAGCGAGAGCGGGGCGUCGAGCUGGAUAACAGAUACCAUCGAAAAUGUAGAGAUGAUGCGUCGAGCGAAGUUACGGGCAGCACGAUGAGAGUCAUGCGCGAUGGUUCACUAACCAGUCUUUGA